This is a messenger RNA of Dendrobium catenatum, 817 nucleotides long. RefSeq names its product syntaxin-related protein KNOLLE-like. The transcript has a single exon. Bases 7 to 774 code for a protein of 255 amino acids. Gene Ontology annotation, biological process: intracellular protein transport; vesicle fusion; exocytosis. The record is from RefSeq and is a predicted model, not a curated record. Gene Ontology annotation, molecular function: SNARE binding; SNAP receptor activity. Lineage: Eukaryota; Viridiplantae; Streptophyta; Magnoliopsida; Asparagales; Orchidaceae. Gene Ontology annotation, cellular component: plasma membrane; SNARE complex; endomembrane system.
AAAGAAAUGGCGUAUAUUCGCGAGCUUCUUGCUCUUCUCAAGGCCGCCAACGAGGAGAGUAAAUCAGCCCACAAGCAAGAUGUCUCGCGUGCCGUGCGCGACCGCAUCAACAGCCACAUCUUGGAUGUUCUCAAAACCGCCCGACGUAUCCGCGAGCGCCUCGAAGCAAUGGACCGCUCCAAUGCCGCCAAUCGCCGUCUCUCCGACUGCCGCGAGGGAUCAGCCAUCGAUCGGACCCGAACUUUGGCGACCAAUGGGCUCCGAAAGAAGCUCAGGGAGCUAAUGACCGAUUUUCAGACAAUAAGGCAGAGGAUGGUGGCUGAUUACAGGGAGGAGGUGGAGCGCCGUUACUUCAUUCUAACAGGGGAGGUACCGCCGGAGGAGGUCGUGGAGAAGAUUAUUUCCGAGGGGAAGAGCGAGGAGCUGCUAAAGACAACCAUCUGUUCAAAUGGGCGGGGCAUGGUUACUGAGGCGUUAAGUGAGAUCCAGGAUAGGCACGAUGCGGCUAAGGUUGUGGAAAAGAGUCUGCUUGAACUCCACCAGUUAUUCUUGGACAUGGCGGUGAUAGUUGAGAUACAGGGUGAGAAGAUAGAUGAUAUAGAACACCAUGUCUCGAACGCCGCUCACUACAUCAAGGGCGGGACCAAGGAGCUCAACCAUGCUAAGAUAUACCAAAGGAGAAGCCGCAAAUGGUUCUGCCUCGCAAUUAUUCUUCUUCUUGUUCUUGUGCUGCUCAUUGUUAUCCCAAUCGCCACCAGCCUGAGCAAUUCAUGAGUACCUUACUCUUGCUUGGUUAAUUGCGUAGCAUUUUACUGAA